AUGGCGCCUAAACCCUUCCAAAAGCUAUCACGCAGAGGGAUUGCUCAAAGCCUCCGUCUCGCCGAAGCGGGUUCAUGGCCUCGGGCAAAUGCAACUUCGGCCGGCACACGUCAGCUUGAACAAAUGUGCCAUACCGUUCACAUUCACUUUGGAAGGCAGAAGAGAAAUACGGCCCGAGUCCAAGUUCUGGUGGAGGCGAGCGAAUGGACGAAUGGACUGCUCGGUUGGUGUGUCAGUUCAGGAAUACACAAACAUCCCCCAAGUAUGACCGCUUCCAUCGGCAUCAGACAUACAGGUUGCCAACAUCGCGUCUCUGUCCGUCUUUGCCACGAACCCGCAACGAGGCUGCUGGCGCUAUCUUAUCGGAAAUGCAUAUCUCCUUUUGUUUGUCCUCACGUCGAAAGCGUCAAAAUGGGCUUGGCCCCUGUCUUGUCACACACUACCUGCCCUCGCCUUAAGCCUGAGAACCCACGGGCACCAGCUGCUAUGGCUGGGCUUCGGUUCUUUACCCCCCCACCGGGUACAGCUGGUAUGCGCAUCCUUGUCCUACAGUCUGGUGGCAACUCUGUUGCUGCUAGCCUAUUUGUCCGUUGA
Molecule: messenger RNA, 594 nt
Organism: Protopolystoma xenopodis
Lineage: Eukaryota; Metazoa; Platyhelminthes; Monogenea; Polystomatidea; Polystomatidae
Source: the annotation of a GenBank genome assembly